Molecule: messenger RNA, 1862 nt
Organism: Leptopilina heterotoma
Lineage: Eukaryota; Metazoa; Arthropoda; Insecta; Hymenoptera; Figitidae
Product: matrix metalloproteinase-25-like
Exons: 10
Coding region: 26-1690 (554 amino acids)
Biological process (GO): proteolysis; collagen catabolic process; extracellular matrix organization
Cellular component (GO): extracellular matrix
Molecular function (GO): metalloendopeptidase activity; zinc ion binding
Source: RefSeq, a predicted model, not a curated record
AUUAUUUUUUAAAAAUUGUGACAAAAUGAGACAAUUUUUAAUUUUUGUUUGUCUGAUUUUUAAUUUUAAUAUACAAUUUAUUUACUUGGCACCAAUUGAUAUUUCGAAUCUUUUGAUGCAACGACUUUUUCUGUCGACCAAAUCGAUAAAUUUUAUGAAAAGAUUUGGAUAUUUGCCAGCGAGUGAAAAGUCAGAGUCUCUUUAUAAGGAAAGUGCUUUGGUCGAUGCAAUAAAAAGUCUACAAAAAUUUGGAAAUAUUCCAAUGUCUGGAGAAAUUGAUAAUAAAACUUUAGAGUUGAUGAAAAUGCCACGUUGUGGAGUUGCAGAUAUAAUAAAUUCGAAAACUCGAGAAAAAAGAUAUAUUGUCGGCUCCGAAGGAUGGAGGAAGCGCAGAGUCACUUAUUACAUUGCCAAUUGGUCUCCAAAAUUGAAAGAAGAAUCUGUAAUUAAGGAAAUGGAAAGAGCAUUCAAUGCCUGGACUGAUUAUUCGAGACUUAAUUUUCAAAAUAUUGACAAUCCUAAUGCAGAUAUUACAAUAAGUUUCAGCCAAGGAUCUCAUGGCGACGGAUAUCCCUUCGAUGGACAGGGAAAUAUUUUGGCGCACGCCUUCUUCCCCUAUGAAAUGGAUUCAUUUGGAGGCGAUAUUCAUUUUGACGAUGAUGAAAAAUGGGAGAUAAGUUCCAAUUAUUCUGAGGAUGGAACGGAUUUUUUUUCAGUCGCUGUUCAUGAAUUAGGACACAGUUUAGGUUUAUCUCAUUCAACAAUACCGACAUCAAUUAUGUUUCCCUAUUAUAAAGGAUACACUUCUGGAUUUCAAUUAGAUUAUGACGAUCUCCUUGGAUUAUACGAUCUUUAUAUUUUACAUCACAGAGGAGAGCAGGAUAUUCCAAGAACGACUGAAAGGGUAAAUACAAAAUCAACUUCAGCAAUAACAGAAUUAGAAAUUGAUGUAACAUUAUCGACAAUUUCCUAUUCAACGACUCAGAAAUUUGAUUUUCAAAAUAUCACAUUUAUCGGAGAUUAUGAAUCAGUCGAAGAGCAUCGAAUUCACGAGAAGAAAAUGCAUACAGUCACGGACAAUUUCACGAUUCCUGAUAUUUGUCAAGGAAAUUUUGAUACCAUUUCAGUAUUUAGAAACGAAUUAUUCAUUUUUAAAGGGGAGUACCUUUGGCAUAUGAUUCAACGUGGAAUAAUGGAUAACAAUUAUCCAGUGAAAUUUCAUCAACUAUUUCAUGGCAUACCAAAUUCAGUGAUUAAAAUUGAUGCCGCUUAUCAAAGAGAAAUCGAUUCGAGUAUCGUUCUCUUUUCUGGAAACAAAUAUUGGAUUUACAAUGGCGAGAGAUUCAUUAGCGAAAAUCCGGGAUUAUUGUCCGAUUACGGAAUUCCCGAUCAUGUGAAUAAAAUUGACGCAGUAUUUGUUUGGCCUAAAACAGGAAAAACUUAUUUUUUUCGAGACGAUGAAUUUUGGACCAUCAAUGAAAUUGAACAGUUGGAUUCAAAUUAUUCUCAUGAUGAUGAAAAAUUAAAUGGUAUUCCAAGAAAUUUUGACACCGCAAUGACCUGGACAGAUGGUUCAAUAUAUUUUUUCAAGGACAAAUAUUUUUGGAAAUUUAAUACCAAAACUGCAGCAAUGGAAAAUAAUGGUCAUCCAUUAUUUUCGACACAAUAUUGGCUUGGAUGCCCGGAAUAAAGUAAAUAUUUUCUCCAACACUUGCUCUGAAAAGAGUACUUUUCUUAGUAGAAAAGUGUGGCGAAAGUAGAUCUUUUCUCAACUGCUCCAAAGAGCGUGGCGAAAGUAAAAUUUGGCGUGGCGAAAGUAAAUUCAGCGUGGCGAAAGUAAAUUUGGCGUGGCGAAAGUAAAU